AUGGAACUGGCGUGGAAUAUAGUGUUUGUUCUUCUGUCCAGUUCUCCUUGCUGGGCAGUAGACUGGGAAUCCACUCAGAAUUUCAUUGUAGCGGCUGGCCCUCUCCCCAGUGACUGGAUUCAGGUUGCGAAUCCUCCAUUAAAUGAGCAGGGGGCUAACUUCACAGCAGCUAGCCUGGAAGCUCACAUCUGCAGCCAGCAGUGGACUGCCACCUCGGCGGAAUACUUGGACAGCCUUUAUGUCAGUGGGGUGACCCACUAUAAAGUCUUCCUUCCUUGGGCACAACUUCUCCCAACAGGAAGCUCCCAGGAGCCAGACAAGAACAUAGUGCAAUGCUACAGAAGACUUCUUGAGGCUCUCCAUGCUGCUCAGCUCCAGCCACUGGGGGUCCUGCACCAUCCAACUUUACCCAGGCAAGCUGGGGCCUGGAAAAGUGAACUUUUCCCCAGCCUAUUUGCCGACUAUGCUUUGUUUGCCUUCCACUCCUUUGGGGACCUGGUGCAGAUCUGGUUCACUUUCAGUGAUUUGGAAGCAGCCGUGGAGGAUCUUCCCCACCGGGAGUCAAAGUCUUCUCGUUUUCAGGCCAUUUUUGAUGCCCACAGAAAAGCCUAUAAUGUCUACCAUGAAAAUUUUGCUUCUCAAGGUGGGAAACUGUCUCUUGUGCUAGGAGUUGACAAGAUCUCUGAGUACUUGUUGGGCUCCUCACGGCAUCAUCUUAACAAGGACUCAAUCGAUUUCCUCUCUCUUGAUCUGCUGUGUGAUUGCCAAAAUCAAGCUGGCCCACCACAGGAGCUGAGUGAACUGCAGAUCAUCGAUCCCAAAGUGAAAGUUUUCAUCUUCAGCCUAAAAUUUCACAACUGUGUUCCCUUGAAGGAGAAAUCAGCCGAAGUUCUGUUUAACACGAUCAAAGCCAUAAAUAAAGACCAAGUACUGACUAUUGGGUUUGAUGUCAGUGAAUUCCUACAGUGUUCUUUCAGUGCCAAGAAAAGGUCUUGCUCCCUGCCUGACGCGCUGCUUGGCCACGCGGCACAGCAGGACCGGAGCCCAGCCCCCCCGGGGGCGCCUCCAUCAGCCUACCGGAGAGUCUGGCAGAAGUUUGCGGGCCAGUCUGAGGCGGAGAGAGACGCGUUCCUGCAGGGCGACUUCCCCGAAGGCUUUCUCUGGGGCGCCGCCAGCGGGGCCUUUAACGUGGAGGGUGCCUGGGCCGAAGACGGGAAAGGAGAAACCAUCUGGGACCGGUUUGGGCGCGAGGGCCGCGCGGAGAACAAGGCGGCGCCGGAUGUGGCGGGUGACGGCUACCACAAGGUGGCCUACGACGUCGCUCUCCUCCGCGGCCUCCAGGCGCAGGUGUACAAGUUUUCCAUCUCGUGGGCUAGGAUCUUCCCCACGGGCUACAAGAGCAGCCUCAACCGGCGCGGGGUAGCCUACUACAAUAAGCUGAUCGACAGCCUGCUGGACGCGCACGUGGCGCCGAUGGUGACCUUGUUCCACUGGGACCUGCCUCAGGCCCUGCAGGAUCAGGGAGGCUGGCUGAGCGAGAGCGUGGUGGAGGCUUUUGUGGACUACGCAGCUUUUUGCUUCGCUACCUUUGGGGACCGGGUGAAGCUGUGGGUGACCUUUCACGAGCCUUGGGUGAUAAGCUACGCAGGCUACGGCACCGGACGGCACGCCCCCGGCAUCUCCGACCCCGGGGUCGCCUCCUUUAAGGUGGCUCACUCCAUCCUCAAGGCCCACGCCAAGGCCUGGCGCUAUUACGACCGCCACCAGCGCGCCCAGCAGCGCGGCCAGGUCGGGAUCGUGCUGAACUCGGACUGGGCUGAGCCCUACUCUGCCGAGAGCGAGGAUGUGGCGGCGGCGGAGCGCUACCUGCACGCCAUGCUGGGCUGGUUCGCCCACCCGCUCUUUGUGGAUGGCGACUACCCCGCCUCGCUGAGGACCCAGAUCCAGCUGAAAAACCGGCAGUGUGGCGGCGCCGUUGCCCAGAUGCCCGCCUUUACCGAGGAAGAAAAGCUUCUCUUGAAGGGUUCCUCUGAUUUUCUGGGCCUGUCCCAUUAUACCUCCCGCCUGGUUAAGGAUGCGCAGAACGGCUCCUGCGGCCCGGACUAUGAUAGUCUUCGCGACUUCUCGCAGCACGUGGACCCCCGUUGGCCCCAGACUGCAUCUCCUUGGAUUCGGGUGGUCCCCUGGGGUCUCAGGAGGCUUUUACAGUUUGCGUCCCUGGAAUACACCAAAGGGAAGGUUCCCAUCUACCUGGCUGCCAAUGGCCUGCCCACGGAAGGCAGAGACCUUGAUGACUCUGCAAGACGAGACUAUUUCAAUCUCUAUGUCAAUGAGGUGCUCAAAGCUAUCAAGUUGGACUUGGUGGAUGUUCGGUCCUACAUUGUUCGUUCCCUCAUUGAUGGCUUUGAAGGUCCCUCCGGUUACAACCAAAGAUUUGGGUUACACUACGUGGAUUUCAAAGAUGGCAGCAGACCCAGAACCCCCAGGAAGUCUGCCUAUUUUUUCUCCAGCAUUAUCAAAAAGAAUAGCUUGCAGACUAAAAAGAUAGACAGAACUUCUCAGUCAUUCAUUCAUAGCCUUCCUCGCACAAUUCCUCUUGUUUUGGGACCCUCGGAGGUUCCUUCCAAGGCUAAGGUAGUUUGGGAAAAAUUCUCCAGCCAAUCCAAGUUUGAAAGAGAUCUCUUCCACCAUGGAACAUUUCCGGAUGACUUUGUCUGGGGUGUGUCCUCCUCCGCCUAUCAGAUUGAGGGAGGCUGGGACGCAGACGGGAAGGGCCCCAGCAUCUGGGAUAACUUCACCCAUACGCCUGGGAACAAUGUGAUGAACAAUGAUAACGGAGAUGUGGCUUGUGAUAGUUACAAUAAGUUGGAGGAGGACCUGAAUAUGCUGAGAGCUUUGAGGGUCACAGCCUAUCGCUUCUCCCUCUCCUGGUCCCGAAUCUUCCCAAAAGGGACAAAUGAUUCUGUCAACAAAUACGGAGUUGACUACUACAACCGGCUCAUCGAUGGCUUGGCGGCCAGCAACAUUACCCCCAUGGUGACCCUGUACCACUGGGACCUCCCCCAAGCCCUGCAAGAUAUUGGGGGGUGGGACAACCCUUCCUUGAUAGAGCUGUUUGACAGCUACGCAGACUUUUGCUUCCGCACUUUUGGCGAUCGGGUCCGAUUCUGGAUGACGUUUAACGAGCCCAUGUACCAGGCCUGGUUAGGCUACGGCGAAGGCGUUUUCCCCCCCAAUGUGAAGGAUCCCGGCCACGGGCCUUACAGGAUCGCCCACACCCUCAUCAAAGCUCAUGCCCGAGUUUACCACACAUACGAUCAAAAGUACAGGCCGAGUCAGAAAGGAGUCAUUUCCCUGAGCCUCAGCACGCACUGGAUGGAGCCCAAGUCGCCACAUUCCCCGAGAGACGUCGAGGCGGCUGAUCGGGCCCUGCAGUUUAGCUUGGGCUGGUUUGCCCACCCCAUCUUUAAAAACGGGGACUACCCCGAUGCUAUGAAGUGGAAAGUCGGCAACCGGAGCGAGCUGCAGAAUCUGCCCGCUUCUCGCCUCCCCAUCUUCACGGAGCAGGAAAAGCGCUACAUCAGAAACACGGCGGAUGUCUUCUGCCUCAACACCUACUCCACCAAAGUCGUGUCCCACAGAACUCCUCAGCUGCAACCUCCCUCCUACGAGAGCGACCAGGAGAGGACCGAGGAGGAGGAGCUGUCUGGGCCUCCCAGUGCCCUGCACAGGGCAGUGCCCUGGGGUCUCAGAAGGGUCCUGAACUGGAUCAAGGAAGAAUAUGGCAACAAGCAAAUUUACAUCACGGAAAAUGGAGUGGGACUCAAGAAGUCUCAAAUUGAAGAUAUAGACAGGAAGUUUUUUUACAAAACGUACAUCAAUGAAGCUUUGAAAGCCUACAGUCUGGAUGGUGUCAACCUCCGUGGGUAUGUGGCUUGGGCCCUGAUGGACAACUUUGAAUGGCUGAAUGGCUACAGUGUCAAAUUUGGACUAUAUCAAGUAGAUUUUAAUGACCCCAACCGACCCCGGACUGCAAGAACUUCUGCCAGGUAUUACACAGAAGUUAUUAGCAAUAAUGGCAUGCCAUCGAGCAAAGAGGAUGAGUUUUUGUAUGGAGAGUUUCCGGAAGGCUUUAUCUGGAGUGCAGCUUCCGCAGCCUAUCAGAUUGAGGGUGCCUGGAGAGCUGAUGGCAAGGGCCUCAGUAUCUGGGAUACCUAUUCCCAUACUCCACUAAGGAUUGCAAAUGAUGACACUGGGGACGUUGCCUGUGACAGCUAUCACAAAAUCCAAGAAGAUCUGGCAGCUCUUCAGAAUCUCGGCGUGUCCCACUAUCGCUUCUCCAUCUCCUGGCCUCGUGUUCUCCCUGAUGGGACUACGAGGCAAAUCAAUGAAGAGGGGCUCAACUACUAUGAAAGACUCAUCGAUGCACUAAUGGCAGCCAAUAUUACACCUCAGGUGACUAUUUACCACUGGGAUCUGCCCCAGGCACUCCAGAAUGUUGGAGGCUGGGAGAAUGAUACCAUAGUCCAGAGGUUUAAGGAAUAUGCAGAUGUGCUCUUCAGUAGGCUGGGAGCUAAGGUGAAGUUUUGGAUCACUCUCAAUGAGCCCUAUGUCAUUGCCAACCUGGGCCAUGGCUAUGGAACAGCUGCUCCAGGCAUUUCCUUUAGACCAGGCACUGCUCCCUAUAUUGUUGGCCAUAACUUAAUAAAAGCUCAUGCUGAAGCCUGGCACCUGUAUAAUGAUGUCUACCGACCCACACAAGGAGGACUGAUUUCUAUCACCAUCAGCAGUGACUGGGCAGAACCCAGGGAUCCUUCCAAACAAGAAGAUGUGGAAGCUGCCAGAAGAUAUGUUCAGUUUAUGGGAGGCUGGUUCGCACAUCCUAUUUUCAAAAAUGGAGACUACAGUGAAGUCAUGAAGACCCGGAUUAGGGACAGGAGCCUGGCAGCAGGACUCAGCAAAUCCAGGCUUCCAGAGUUUACUGAAGAUGAAAAGAAGAGAAUUAAUGGCACAUUUGAUUUUUUUGGCUUCAAUCAUUAUACCACUAUUCUGGCUUCUAACCUGAAUUAUGCAGAUAUAAUCUCCUCCUAUGACGCAGACAGGGGAGUGGCUUCCAUCACAGAUCGCACUUGGCCAGAUUCCGGCUCUUUUUGGCUGAAGAUUACUCCUUUUGGCUUUAGAAGGAUCUUGAACUGGUUAAAGGAAGAGUACAACAACCCUCCAAUUUAUAUUACAGAGAAUGGGGUUUCUGAGCGAGGAACCUCAGACCUCAAUGACACCGUAAGAAUCUAUUACCUCCGGAGUUACAUCAAUGAAGUUCUCAAAGCUAUCCAGGAUAAGGUGGACAUCCGUGGCUACACUGUUUGGAGUUUGAUGGACAAUUUUGAAUGGGCUACUGGCUUUUCAGAGAGAUUCGGUCUACAUUUCACCAACUACACAGACCCUUCCAUCCCAAGGAUCCCCAAGGAAUCUGUCAAGUUGUAUGCCUCUGUAGUCAGGUGCAAUGGCUUCCCAGACCCAGCCAGCGGGCCGCACCUCUGCCUCCAGGCCCCAGAUGGUCCCACCACUGAAUCUGUGACAGACAAGCAAGUUCAGUUCUUGGGGCUAACACUGGAUGCCACCAAUGCAGAAACAGCUUUAUACGUACUCUUUUCUUUCUUGAUUUUCUUUCUGAUUAUCGGUAUCUGUGGACUAGCAUUUACAUUCUAUAAAUACUACAAGGUGUCUAAGAAAAGUCCAAGUACCAGCCAACAGGAAUUGAGUAAAAUGUAGUAUUUGCCGUAUGCUUUACAAGUUAGCUAAAGCAUUGCUGAGUUUCUUUGCUUAAAACUGCCUUACCCAAUUCCCUGCUUUUAUAUCAAACUCCCUGUAUAAUUUAAGAAAACAGAAUAUAAUAAAAGAUCAAAGUAGCUUCAUGAGUAGUUUACCUGGAACAUCUCAGAUAACUGCUCCUAAUUUUCUCCAACCACCUGAUAUAACCAUUAAGAUAGUUUUGUUUUUGUUAAGACCUUUUAGUUUUCUUAAGACAGUCAUGGGAAUGUCAAUCUUUUAAGACUUUAUCUGAGGGGUUGAGUUUUCCAUGUAUUCAGGCAUUUGGGGCAGAAAAAAUUCUCAAUUUGGCCUGUGCUUCACCUUAAAGGUGCUUCUCUUUACUAUUUUAAAAAAAAUCAUCUUUUAUGUCUAAAUCAUGAACUAAUUUCAAUCCUUUCACCUUGGUACAAGGUGUGAAAUGUUGGACCAUGCCCUAAAUCCUUACUAUUUUUCAGUUUUCCCAGCAAUUUGUAGUGAGUUUUUAUCCCAGAAGCUAGUCUUUGAGUUUGUCAAACAAUAGAUUACUAGUCAUUGACUAUUGCGUCUUUGUGUACCUCAUCUAUUCCACUGAUCCAGGACCAAAUUGUUUUGAUGACCCCUGCUUUAUAAUUUAUAAGUUUAGGUCUGGUAUGGAGAGGCCACCUUUCUUUACAUUUUUUUUUUUUUUCAUGAAUUCCCUUGUAGUUUUGACCUUUUGUUCUUUCAGGUUAAUUUUAUUUUUUUUUCUAGCUUUAUAAUUUGUUUGGCAAUUUGGUAUGGCACUGAGUAAGUAGAUUAAGUUAUUUACCAUUUAUUUUAAAAAGUGUAGGCAUGGGCAAAAGCCACGGUAAUCCUAUUGUACAUAAUCAAACUUAAAAAGCAAACCAACAUAUAACUGGAUGCCUUGCUUUAGUUUGGGAAUUAUCUGAAUGGGUUUUUUCCUCCUAACACUUUAAAAAAUUCUCCUCACUCUUACUUUCUGGUAAAAAAUAAAAAUGGGACUUAUGAAGGCUACAUCA
Molecule: messenger RNA, 6809 nt
Organism: Antechinus flavipes (yellow-footed antechinus)
Lineage: Eukaryota; Metazoa; Chordata; Mammalia; Dasyuromorphia; Dasyuridae
Gene: LCT
Product: lactase
Exons: 17
Coding region: 1-5772 (1923 amino acids)
Biological process (GO): carbohydrate metabolic process
Molecular function (GO): beta-glucosidase activity
Source: RefSeq, a predicted model, not a curated record